AUGAGUCCCAGGGAUGAGCUGCAAGGAGGCACACCCAACAAGACCACUCUGGUGGCGGGAAAGCUUGUACGAUUCAUCAUGUCCGUGGCAGAAUCCCAGAAUACCACCAUCAGCAGAAGCCGGCUGCAGAAAAGAGCCAAAGAGAUCUCUGAGAAGGAGGAAUGCGGCUCCGUCUCCUUCAAUGAAGUUCUUAAAGAGGUCAACAGAAUGCUCGGUGAUAUCUACGGGUAUGAGCUCAAGAACUUGCCGCCAAGAAGCGUCAAUCUCACUGGGAGGCAGGCUGCGACACAGGACCAGUCGGCUUCGAAACCUCAACACUACAUCCUGCUCGAUAACAAGAGGCCAAUGACAAAUCUCGAUGAUCUCAUUUUUUCUCAGCAGGUGAACAACUAUAUGCAGAUGAUACAAGACGGCCAGUAUAUCGGCGGCAGACUGAACUAUGAGACAACGCACACUUUAAACAACAAGCUUGGUUGCGAUUCCGACAUCGCUCUGAAGGGCUUACUGUGUAUAAUACUCUGCGUGGUUCUAUUCUCCAAGAACCACGUCCUUCAGCAGGAAUUAUGCGAACAUCUGGAAAGCUUUGGCGUCGCAACCGAUGGCUCCAACAUACCAAUCGUCAACCUCUCCUUUCCGGAACUCCUAAGGCUUUUCGAAAAGCAAGAAUACUUGAUAAAGGAAGUCGAACGUUCUGGCCCGGAACUCGACGUCGAAAUCUACAGAAUAGGAAGAAGAACGCAGGUAGAGUUCCCCCUGGAGUCUCUGGUACAUCUCGUCAUGGACCUGAUGAGCGUUACAGAUGAGCAGGCACCCGGCUUAAGACAAGACAUAGAAAGAAACAUUGCCGACUCCUACGCGACGACUCCCGACGGGGCCAAUUCAAACCAAUAA
Molecule: messenger RNA, 891 nt
Organism: Torulaspora globosa
Lineage: Eukaryota; Fungi; Ascomycota; Saccharomycetes; Saccharomycetales; Saccharomycetaceae
Gene: NSE3
Product: Smc5-Smc6 complex subunit NSE3
Exons: 1
Coding region: 1-891 (296 amino acids)
Biological process (GO): DNA repair
Cellular component (GO): nucleus
Source: RefSeq, a predicted model, not a curated record